UUUAUCUGUUACCCCGAUAACAGAGUUUGGAAAUUAUAUCAUAAAAGUAGUGAUGAAGUUUGAAAAGAUAUUCAUUGGACUUUGAACUUUCAGAGACAGAAAAGUAGGAUGUAUCAGAGUAACAAACCAGUGUUUAUGAGGAAUACAAACUUUAUGUGUGGUAGUUUUUCUUCUGAAAUAUUGCCGGCUAGCACUACACUCUCCCUCUGUUCAUAUUCAUAUAAGUCGCAUGUCUCUCCAACAAUCAUUCUCAUUGAUGUCACAGACCGUGUAGAAAUACUAGUAAACUUUGUGCGUGUGUCAAAACAUAUUUAUCUUUUAUAACUUUUGUUGUAAACAUCAAGUGUUGGUUUAUAUAUAAAUUCAUGAUUUUUUUCAAUUUCUUCACAUGAUUUUUACGCAAUUGAGAAUUCUUCAGAGAAAGUGACCUUUUUUUCAAGUGCUGGUCUCAUAAGAUUUGAAGAAAUUGCGGAAGAGAAAAUAUCAAUAAAAUUUUACUAAGAAAAAGGUUUCUUAGAAGAGAAUCAUUAACCAUAUACCUAUAAUUUAGUUGAGUAGAACAAUUUAUAUCUAUCAUCUUAAACCGUCCAAUGGCUACAGCGACUGAAACAAUGCUUCAACUGCCACAAUUUGAAGCUUUUCAUCGAGUCUGUGGACUUCCAUUAGUAGAACGAGCAUUAGCUAAAUCAGCGUCAACAUAUUCUCGUGUCAAAAGUUCUCAUCAGUUAAUUAAUUGGAUUCUCUCUACGGCUGAAAAUUCAUUGAGUAAUGCAACUAAACAAGCAGUACCCUUUGCUGUACCAAUCGCUAUGAAAUUAGAGAUUCCAAUCCAUUUUGUUGAUUAUACUCUCUGUAUAGGGUUGGACAAGAUCGAAGAGUCUGUUCCAAUCGUAAAAGAUUCACCAGAACAGAUAAUGGAAAAAGGAUACAUGUUUGCAUUGCAAACCGUAAGACCAGCAGUAUCUACUAUCACUUACGCUAAUGAUUUAAUUAUAACCCAAGCUUCAGUGCUAAAAGAACGCAGCUGGAAUAGAGCAAAUCAAAUUCUUGAUUCUUAUUAUGGAACUGCAGCUAUACAAGGAUUUGAUAAUACAGUUCUUGUGGUUGAUAAAUUACUUGAUAGAUACUUUCCUGCUACUGGUAAUGAAGAAUUUGUUGAACCAGCCUCAGUGGAAGAAGACAAACUUUUACAUACUCUACAGACUAUUGGAAAACUGUCUAAUAAAGCAGCUCGACGGGUUUAUACUAAUGUUAUUCGAAAUCUUCAAACGGUCAACAAGUAUGCAGUAAAGACUUACAUUAACACUGUCGUUGAGUUUUUACACAUCGCCCAAUGUCUUCAUGUAAUCAACAAUAAAGUUCAUAAAUUCACGAGUCCAAUAAAAAAUAAAAAUGACUCUUAAGAAACUAAUGGCCAUGUCAAAACAGAGUGACAGCCAUAAUUGAAUACUUGUUAAUGCAAUAAAAAAAUUUUAUAAAAAAUCA
This is a messenger RNA of Chelonus insularis, 1485 nucleotides long. Its product is annotated as Lipid storage droplet-2. NCBI's taxonomy places the organism in Eukaryota, Metazoa, Arthropoda, Insecta, Hymenoptera, Braconidae. The transcript has 4 exons. Gene Ontology annotation, cellular component: cytosol; lipid droplet. The coding region runs from base 591 to 1403 and encodes 270 amino acids. The record is from RefSeq and is a predicted model, not a curated record. Gene Ontology annotation, biological process: positive regulation of triglyceride storage; lipid storage.